Molecule: messenger RNA, 392 nt
Organism: Xyrichtys novacula (pearly razorfish)
Lineage: Eukaryota; Metazoa; Chordata; Actinopteri; Labriformes; Labridae
Source: the annotation of a GenBank genome assembly
AUGUGUCUCAUCCACAAACAGAGCACACUUGUAUCGUUCCGAUUUACCGUCAGUUUACUCCCAGACCACCAGAGGACUUUGACCAUGUCUGAUUCUGAGGUAAGAAUCAGUGAUACUCAAGUAAACUAUUUGCCUUAACAUAAAACUCACAGUCAUAUGCUGUUAUUUUAAAGUAUUAUUUGCCAAGUUGAUGACAAACGCAGUACAAAAGCAGACUGUGGCAAAUUAAAAACAAUAAAAACUAUGUCUCCGGCUUUUCCCAGGCCUGGGCUAGAAGACUGAACCUGGAGAAGCUGAAGCGACCUCCCACAUAUGAACGCACAGACUGGCUAGAAGGCAGUGACAGUGGGGCUACUGCAAACAUCCCUGACCCUGGAGCAGACAACAAGUAG